AUGGAUUUCGUGCCUUCACUCGUUGGCACUUCUGAUGGUAGCUCGUGUAACGAUUCCACUGGACUCCUAACCCCGGACAGUAGUCCUCUCUUUCUUCCUGCGCAUCCUAAAGACACGGUUGCGACUCGGUUGUCCUCCAUCUUGGAUGACCCCAAGCCGCGAGCUGGCCGACUCCAAGUCCCCGAAUCACGCGUUGAUACCCCAUCCGUCACCUCUGAAAGCGCUUUCGGUGUGUCCGAGUCCAUCCGUGUCAAGAAAAUCUGCGUGAUUGGUGCCGGCUAUGUAGGUGGCCCUACUGCGGCGGUGAUAGCCUUGCACAAUCCCGAGAUCGACAUCGAAGUCCUAGACCGAGACCAACGUCGGAUUGAGAGGUGGAACUCGGCUCACCUCCCCAUUCAUGAGCCCGGUCUGAACAGUAUUGUUCGGUUGACAAGAGACGGAGCGGUCAACACGAGACGGAGGGAUCAAACGCCAGCCUCACCCGUCGCCCAGGGAGAAGAUGCGGUCUCCAGACGUGAUCCGAACCUGUUCUUCACCUCCGACACUCCAGCCAGCAUCUCCAAGGCAGACAUGAUUUUCCUGGCGGUCAAUACCCCCACCAAGACCUCGGGAGUGGGUGCGGGUCGAGCAACCAAUAUGACCGCUCUGGAUGGUGCCGUCAAGGACGUUGCUCUAUUUGCCAAACCCGGCACGAUCAUUGUGGAGAAGAGUACGGUGCCUUGUGGAACAGCACAGCGCAUCCGAAAAACACUCGAUGUCCUGCGACCCGGUGUACCCUUCGAGGUUCUUUCAAAUCCGGAGUUCUUGUCCGAAGGCUCGGCCAUCAAGAACCUCAUGGAGCCAGAUCGGGUGAUUAUUGGCUCUUCGGGAACGCCUUCAGGUCGUCUUGCGGCCGAUGCUCUUACCAGCCUCUAUGCUUCGUGGAUCGCUCCUUCCCAAAUCCUCCAAAUCAAUGCUUGGUCAUCAGAACUCUCCAAACUCGUGGCAAAUGCCAUGUUGGCUCAGAGGAUCAGCAGCAUCAAUUCUAUCAGUGCCAUCUGUGAGUCGACCGGUGCUAGUGUCGAGGAGGUUGCCAAAUCAGUGGGCCUGGACGCUCGGAUAGGUCCCCAGUUCUUGAAAGCCGGUCUUGGAUUUGGCGGUUCUUGCUUCAGAAAAGAUAUCGCGAGUUUGACAUAUCUCGCAGAGUCUCUGGGGCUAGAUGAAGUAGCCCAUUACUGGGGUCAGGUUAAUUCCAUCAACGAGAUGCAACGCCGUCGAUUUGCCGGAAAAGUUCUGAAACGGUUCAAUGAAAAUUUGGUCGCCCGGAAAAUUGCAUUGCUCGGAUUUGCAUUCAAAAAGAAUACCAGUGACGCUCGAGAAUCUCCGGCGGUGGAUGUCAUCAGAUCAUUGCUCGAUGAACAGCCCUCCGAAAUCGCCAUUUUUGACCCGUACUGUGUGGAGGAAGACAUCCGACGCGAGAUUCAUUCUCUCCGCUCGUCAACAGCGGGUUCUGUUGGCGAUACCAGCUUGGUAAAAAUCUACGCCGAUCCCUAUCAAGCUUGCUCUGAAGCCAAUGCCGUCCUGGUCAUCACCGACUGUGACCAAUUCCGAAAUUCCGCUCCAAGACAACGAAAUGGAAGCUCCAACGAUCAGAUCACCUCGAUGGCCAAGCUGAGACAUGCUGGCGAAGCCGGAUCAGAUUCUCAACCCGACGACUCCACAAAGCUCCACAAAUCAGAAGAUGAAGAUUUCCUUGUCAGAUUCUCCUCCUACGAACUGUCUGCUGCACCUGCCUGUGUGACGGACUGUCCCGACUGCAAAUCGAAUUCUCAAGGACCGAUUUCCAUCGAACCCGUGGAAUGGGCGCGUAUCGUCUACAGCAUGAAGGAACCAAAAUGGAUCUUUGACGGAAGAGGCAUUAUCAAUGUGACGGAAAUGGAAAAACUUGGAAGCGUUCGAGUCGAUACCGUGGGAAGAUGGCGUCCGGAAGACGGUCAAAGUUGCUGGUAA
Rhinocladiella mackenziei CBS 650.93 is the source of this 1989-nucleotide messenger RNA. RefSeq lists its product as uncharacterized. Gene Ontology annotation, molecular function: UDP-glucose 6-dehydrogenase activity; NAD binding. The transcript is spliced from 3 exons. Bases 1 to 1989 code for a protein of 662 amino acids. The record is from RefSeq and is a predicted model, not a curated record. NCBI's taxonomy places the organism in Eukaryota, Fungi, Ascomycota, Eurotiomycetes, Chaetothyriales, Herpotrichiellaceae. Gene Ontology annotation, cellular component: cytosol; nucleus. Gene Ontology annotation, biological process: polysaccharide biosynthetic process; glycosaminoglycan biosynthetic process.